Messenger RNA from Maylandia zebra (zebra mbuna), 2357 nucleotides. RefSeq names its product syntaxin binding protein 3 (gene stxbp3). Gene Ontology annotation, biological process: vesicle-mediated transport. The record is from RefSeq and is a predicted model, not a curated record. Lineage: Eukaryota; Metazoa; Chordata; Actinopteri; Cichliformes; Cichlidae.
UUCGUGAAUUUCUGGAAGGGAAGCGGCGCAGUGGGGGAAAAAAACAAGAUGGCAACGGGCUCAGAUCACGGGCUGAAAAGAAUAGUUUGGAAAAGAAUACAGGACACAAUUAUUACAGACUGCAGAAACUCUGAAGUAUGGAAGAUAUUGAUUCUGGAUCCUUUCACCACCAAGCUCCUCUCGUCAUGCUGCAAAAUGUCCGACCUGAUGUCAGAGAAGAUAACAAUUGUGGAGGACCUGUUCAAAAGCAGAGAGCCUGUUCUCGAAAUGAAGUCCAUUUACUUUAUGACACCUACUGCUAAGUGUGUGGAUGCCUUUAUAAAGGAUUUCAAGCCCAAACCCAAAUACAAAGCUGCGUACGUCUAUUUCACUGACUACUGCCCUGAUGACCUGUUCAACAAAAUGAGGCAAGCCUGUGGAAAACACAUAAGGGUCUGCAAGGAAAUAAACAUCUCUUUCAUGCCUCAGGAAGCACAAGUUUUCACCUGCGAUAAUCCCGGGGCUUUCCGAAGCAUCUACAGCCCCAAGAGUCAGGACAAAACGAAGACACUGGAGACACUGGCAGGCCAGCUCGUUACGCUCUGUGCCACAUUAGACGAGUACCCAGGGAUCCGAUACAAGAAAGACGGCAACAUGGAGAAUGCCAAACUCCUUGCAGAGCUGGUGGACCGGAAGCUGGACACACACUACCAGCUGGAUGACAGUGGCAAGAAAAAGGAGAAGACCCAAGCCCAGUUGCUGAUAGUCGACAGAGGCUUUGAUCCUGUGACCCCCAUCCUGCACGAGCUGACCUACCAGGCCAUGGCCUACGAUCUCAUUGAUAUAGAAAACGAUACCUAUAAGUACAAGGCUAGAGACGGCUUAGAGAAGCAGGCCCUGCUGAAUGAGGAUGACAUGCUCUGGGUGAAGCUGAGGCACCAGCACAUCGCAGAGGUUUCAGCGCAAAUUCCCAAGAUGGUGAAGGAGAUAUCUGCUAGCAAGAAACAGCCAGAUGGGAAGAUCACAAUUAGCAAUUUGGCUCAAAUGAUGAAGAAGAUGCCUGCGUUCCGUAAACAGAUGACAGAGAAAACGAUUCAUCUGCAGCUGGCUGAGGACUGCAUGAAACAUUUCGCAAACAAUGUGGAGAAACUCUGCAAAGCUGAACAGGACCUUGCAGUAGGCGCCGAUGUGGAUGGGUUAAAGGUGAAAGAUCCCAUGAGGACUCUGCUGCCUGUGCUGCUGAACCCAUACAGUAAACAUGACAAGAUCAGAGCUGUGCUGCUCUACAUCUUCAGCCUGAACGGGACAACCGAGGAAAACUUAAACAAACUUAUUGAGCAUGUAAAGAUCGAGGGAGAACCGGAGUAUAUCCAGAACUGGAAAGAGCUGGGCGUGCCCAUCAUCAUAACGCCCAGUUUCUUCUCUCGUAAACCCAACCGACGAGAGCGUUCCCAAGAGGAGAGAUACAGCCUUUCCAGAUGGAUCCCCACCAUAAAAGAUGUGAUGGAGGAUGUCGUGGAGAACAAACUGGACACCAAAGAGUGGCCGCACCAGUCCGAGUGUCCUGCUGCCUGGAAUGGCUCCGGGGCUGUGAGCGCACGGCAGAAGCACAGAGCCAGCACUCAGGAUGACCGCCGGACUGGCUCACGUCUCAUCAUCUUUGUUAUAGGAGGGAUCAGCUUCUCUGAGAUGCGCUGCGCCUACGAGGUCACCAGGGCAAUGAAAACCUGCGAGGUCAUCAUUGGGUCUUCCCACAUUUUGACCCCCACCGUUCUCCUGGAUGACAUCAAGGCCCUGAGCAAAGGACCCAUGGAAAGCUUCACACUAGAGGUCGAGACCAAAGCUUGAGAAGUUCGGCCCCCACCCCGCUUGUUUCUCUACAUCCCUUAUCACUCAGCACAGCACACUUAUCUUAACUUCCUCAGUGGAAUUGUGAAGGGAAUUUCCUUACAGUCAUUUAAAUAGCUUUUCAAUCCAAGCCCGUGUUUAUAGUGCAAGGUAUGAGACGCAGAUUUUCCACAUGAAGACCUAAGAACAUGGUGCGAUUAUGACAUUGUGAUUUGAACAUUUGGAUAGUAUUUAAAUACUAACUGAUCUCAUCCUACUCUAACCCGUCUGUUUGUUUGUCUUAAAAAUUAUGAUAAUGUUACAAGUUGAAAGGCUUCUAAGAGAAACCUUGAAAAACAGAAAAGUGGUGCAAAGUCGCACAUCACUGAUGUAUAUAUGUAUGUAAGCACUGAGUCCCUGCUAUGCCAUUUUGACUUUUUCACCUCUGUUCAUAAACACUUUAAUGACUUUUGAAGACUAUUUUUAACAUUGAGUAUUUCGUUUUCCUUGAACAGCUGACUAAUAAAUGGAUGAAGUGGUUCAAGUCUUAA